Messenger RNA from Periconia digitata, 2552 nucleotides. The record is from the annotation of a GenBank genome assembly. Lineage: Eukaryota; Fungi; Ascomycota; Dothideomycetes; Pleosporales; Periconiaceae.
UCCUCAAACCCCACGAUUCGCAUUCUAUACUUUUUGCUCGUUUUGCUCAUCAGAAUGAAUCAACUUACGUUUCUCACGCUACUCGGUAUUGCGAUCAGACCAUCGGAAGCACAACAGGACUAUACGCCAUUUGUGAAUCCUUUCAUCGGUGCCGAAGGACCAAUUCCUGGAUAUGCCUAUGGGGGCGGAGAUAUUUUCGUUGGCGCUGCGGUGCCUUUCGGUGUCGUAAAGCUGGGUAUCGACACCCAAGAGGACAAUGUGACCAUCGCUACGAUUAAUGGCGGCUACACUCCAAGAGGUCUCGUAACUGGUGUGUCCAUGAUGCACGAAUCUGGGACGGGAGGUUGCCCCAAGUACGGUGUAAUCUCACAGAUGCCUUUGACAAACGUUGGGGCGCCGAUCAACUUUCUCGACAAUACAACAUAUUGGCAGAAAAGAGUCGGGCAAGAUGAAGCCAGCGUGGGAUCUUUUGCAACCGAUUUGGAAAAUGGAGUCCACAUCAGCCUGACAGGCAGCAGGCAUGCUGGUCAAUUAAGAUAUGAGUUUCCCGGUGACCAAAAACAUGUUCUCGUCGACGUCUCACACUUUCUGCCCGAGCCUACUGGCGGCUUCUGCACACAGCAUUAUCUAGACGGCUCAAUUGGUAUUGCUGAAGAUAACAAGACAUACACUGGUCAUGGAACAUAUGCUGGCGGCUUCAAUCUUGGUGCACCUUAUACUGUUUACUUUUGCGGCGAAUUUGACACUGCGCCUCAAGAUGCACAAACCUGGCACGGUUUGAACACUUCUCGUGUUGCCAACGGAACAACUCCGCAACCUACGAUUGGCGGGAGAAAUGUGACAGCAAAACCAAAUGGCGAUAGAGUCGGCGCAAUCUUCAGUUGGACAGACGUGAGCAGCUCUACCAUCCAGUCCAAAGUCGGGAUUUCAUUCAUCUCUAUCGAAAAAGCAUGCGCUUUCAAGGACACCGAGCUUCCCUCGUGGAACGAAGACGAUCACGUCGCAGCAGCCCGAAAAGAAUGGAAUGCAGACGUCUUCAGCAAGAUUCGCGUAGACACUGGAGAGUCUGCAAAUGCGACGAACCUGAUCCUUCUGUACUCUUCAUUGUACUUCAUGCACUUGAUGCCGUCUAAUCGGACGGGAGAGAAUCCACUCUGGGAAUCCGACGAGCCUUCCUGGGAUGACUUCUACUGCAUUUGGGAUACCUUUCGCAACACCAUCAGUCUUUCUCAUUUGAUUACGCCAGAAGCAUCCGAAAGCCAGAUCCGAUCAUUGAUCGAUAUAUACAGGCAUCAAGGCUACAUGCCCGAUGGAAGGUCAGGGAAUGACAACGGUCUUAGUCAAGGCGGAAGUAAUGCGGACAACUGGCUUGCAGAUGCAUACGUCAAAGGAAUGCGGGGAGAUGUCAAUUGGGUCGACGGGUACGCGGCGAUGCGGAAAGACGCUGAAGUCUCGACAAACGGCAGCAACAAAGAAGGUCGAGGCGCUCUGGAUGACUGGCUGACCUACGGCUAUGUCACCGAAGCGAGCGAACGAUCAAUCUCUCGCUCCGUCGAGUACUCGUUGAACGACUUUGCGCUAAGUCAAGUGGCCAAAGGGGAGAAGCCAGAAGAAGCGGAAAAGUACUUGAACCGUUCAGCGGGAUGGCAGCAUCUAUGGAAUCAUGAUACGCCCAGCGUAAAAACUACGCCUGUGUUCACGGGCUUUUUGACUCCAAAGUCUGGCGAUGGGACUUUCAAUACAACCAACUACAAUCCAGCCACUUGUGAUGUAUGCUCUUGGCCAUCCGUCACAUACGAGGGAACCCCCUUCGAGUACUCAUUCGUCAUACCGCACGACGUAGAAACCCUUAUCGACUUCAUGGGAGGGCAAACCUCUUUCGAAUCGCGUCUAGAUUACAUCUUCCAGCCUAACACGAGCCAAACGAAUCUCGGCGCAAAUGGUUUGGGCAUUACGACGAUUAUGAAUAUCGGCAAUGAACCAGACUUUGCUACUCCAUAUCUCUACAAUUACAUCAACAAGCAAUGGAAGAGCGUGAACCAGUCUCGUGCACUUGCGCGGCAAUUCUUCAAAAACGCGCCUUUCGGCGUUCCUGGUAAUUCAGACUCAGGAGCUCUGAACUCAUGGCUUAUCUGGCAAAUGCUCGGUCUUUACCCGAUAGUAACACAACCCGUCUACCUCCUUUCCUCGCCCUGGUUCUCCGAUAUCAACAUGACCAUCAACGGCAAUCGCACGCUCCGAAUCACGGCGGAAGGGUUAGGUGAAGAUAGUUAUUUUGUGCAAGGGGUGAAGAUUAAUGGCAAAGAGUGGCAAAAGAAUUGGUUCUUGCAUGACGAUGUUAUGGUGGAGGGUGGAACUAUUGAGUUUACGCUGGGCGAGGAGAAUGUGGUCUGGGAAACAGAAGAUGGUCCGCCGAGUCCAGGGCAUGUUAGGGUAUAGAAUGACGAUGUAAAAUGGGAUAGGGGUCCGAUGAAAUGGCAAGCCUCAGGGACACUGAUUUUCAGCGGGGAUACCAGUAGGGUAGUUCUUGCGACCUCCAUACGAUUCAAUAC